Staurois parvus is the source of this 381-nucleotide messenger RNA. The record is from the annotation of a GenBank genome assembly. Lineage: Eukaryota; Metazoa; Chordata; Amphibia; Anura; Ranidae.
UCCCUCGGACACAGCGGAUCACCGAUCAACAGAAAGAGCCGAAGAUGUCGGCUCGGUCAUGUGAUCAGCUGUGUCCAAUCACAGCUGAUCACAUGGGACAUGUACACAGAUCAUCAGAGCACUGAUGAUCAGUGUGCCCUGAUGAUCUGUGUAGCCCCAGCAGUGCCAGCUGUCAGUGUCCAUCAGUGCCAGCUGUCAGUGCUCAUCCAUGCCAUCUGCCCAUCAGUGCCACAUUUCAGUGCCUACCAGUGCACAUCAAUGCCACAUAUCAGUGCCCAUCUGAGCUGCUUUUCAGUGGCACCCAUCAGUGCCAGUCAGUGCCGCCUAUCAAUGCCAGUAAGUGCCACCUAUCAGUGCUGCCAAUCAGUGCCAGCUAUCAGU